GACAGACUAUCUUCUGAAGUCUCCUCAGAGGUGAUGAUGCCUUGCUCAAGUCUCUGGCUCUAUCAAAUUUCAGCCUCUUGGCUUGACUGCCCUUCCGACGCCGAAAAGCUGCCAAAAUGGUUGACGAUGUGGUUGAAAGGUCGAUCUUGACAACAUGGACAACCACCAUGUCAAGACCAAGCGACCUCUGACUUGACUAACUCAAUACCAUCCUCUACAACGACGCUCAACAACAUAGCGAUCACCAGGAUCACCAUGGUAGCUGGUCAAGAAGUCGCCCUCAUCAACGUCAUCGUAGUAAGGACCAUCUUCAUAACGCUCAUGGUUUCCACCGUAGCCAAAGUCAUCAAAGACACCAGUAACAUCGUCUCCAUCUUCAUCUUCUUGAGGCCAAGGGCCCGAGCUGUCGGGGAAUUUCUGGUGCUGGCUGGAGGUUUGGUCAUCGGUGCGUCUCUUCAUUUCUGAGCGGACGAGGACGGUGAUGAAGAUUAUGAGGAUGAGUGGGGGGAGGAAGAUUUGGAGGAGAUCGAUGAAGGGGGAGGAGUCGAUGGUGGACAUUCCGCUAGGAUGUCGUUUGUGCUUUUGAAUUUCGUGAUACGAUGAGAGAGCUUCGUGAUGAUUGAGAAAGCGUGGUGGAGAGUGUGUAUGUGAAGCGUCUGAUCAAGAGGUCGAUAUUGGAGAUGUUGUACUU
Messenger RNA from Aureobasidium subglaciale EXF-2481, 691 nucleotides. RefSeq lists its product as uncharacterized. The transcript is spliced from 2 exons. NCBI's taxonomy places the organism in Eukaryota, Fungi, Ascomycota, Dothideomycetes, Dothideales, Saccotheciaceae. The record is from RefSeq and is a predicted model, not a curated record. The coding region runs from base 256 to 465 and encodes 69 amino acids.